Messenger RNA from Lolium rigidum, 1335 nucleotides. Its product is annotated as chloroplast envelope quinone oxidoreductase homolog. Lineage: Eukaryota; Viridiplantae; Streptophyta; Magnoliopsida; Poales; Poaceae. Bases 109 to 1119 code for a protein of 336 amino acids. The transcript has 4 exons. Gene Ontology annotation, molecular function: oxidoreductase activity. The record is from RefSeq and is a predicted model, not a curated record.
UUUUGUAUAUAUAUAAGGUUCGUGUACCUCGAGAAUUAGAAAGCCAACCAAGCCGGAGCAUCAGCAAAAGACACGCACAUCCGUCCUCGAUACUCUGAAGCUUUCUCCAUGGUGACCACCGGAACGACGCCGCCGGCCAAGAUGCGGGCUCUGCAGUACGACACCUGCGGCGAAGGCGCCGCCGGCCUCAAGCAUGUGGAAGUUCCCGUUCCUUCAGCAAAGAAGAAUGAGGUACUGUUGAAACUGCAAGCAGCAACCGUCAAUCCAGUUGACUGGAAGAUACAGAAAGGGGACAUGAGGCCUCUGCUACCUCGUAGAUUGCCUUUUAUCCCAGUGACCGACGUCGCAGGAGAAGUUGUUGAUGUUGGUCCUGGAGUGAAAGAUCUCGCAGCAGGAGAUCAAGUUGUUGCCAUGUUGAACUCUCUUAAUGGAGGUGGACUAGCUGAGUACGUUGUAGCACCCGCAAACAUGACUGUCAAAAGGCCAUCUGCGGUAUCUGCAGCUGAGGGUGCUGGCAUUCCCAUUGCUGCUGGCAGUGCGCUCAAGUCACUGAGAUCCAUUGGUGCCAAGUUUGAUGGCACCAGCAAGCCUUUAAACGUGUUGAUCACCGCCGCCUCGGGUGGCGUUGGCUUGUACGCUGUGCAGCUUGCGAAGCUGGCGAACCUCCACGUCACGGCCACCUGCGGCGCCGGGAACAUGGAUCUUGUGAGGAGCUUGGGCGCAGACGAGGUGAUGGACUACAAGACCCCAGAGGGUGCUAGCCUGCAGAGCCCCUCCGGCAAGAAGUACGAUGGCGUGGUUCACUGCACCGUCGGCGUCAGCUGGUCGACGUUCAGGCCAUUGCUGAGCAGCCGCGGGAGAGUGAUCGACUUAACCCCUAACUUAUCUGCCAUCCUCGCCUCUGGCCUCCACAAGGUCACAUUCGCAAAGAAGCGCGUUGUGCCCCUCUUUCUGCGGCUCAACAAGGCAGACCUGGAGUUCUUGGUCGGGUUGCUGGAGGAGGGCAAGCUGAAGACGGUGAUCGACUCGAGGUUCCCGCUGAGCGAGGCGAGCAAGGCAUGGCAGACCAGCAUCGAUGGCCACCCCACUGGCAAGAUCGUCGUUGAGAUGGAGAGCUGAUCGUCGUCACUGCUGCUAUUACCAACGGACUUCCAUAGACGGUGGAGAGAAAUAGUCAGUAAACAUAUAGACUAGUCAUUUCUGCGUUUGUUUUAUUCUGAUGAUGUUCUUGAUGUUCGUUUUUCUUCAGCUUGUGCUUAAGAGUCUUGAGAGUGUGAGUUGCAAAAAUAUAUCGAUUAGAUGUAAAUCAGUAAAAUGGUACAGUUGUGCUGUCAA